AUGUUCUCCUCCCCAGCUCCUAGGGCGACACCGCGCAAGUCGGUAUUCCGCGGCCGAGGCGACACCGCCUCCGUGUCGCGCGGAACGCCCAGCAUCGCCUCCGCAUCCGAGAGGGAACCUCUGACCCCCUCGCACCGCUCGUCCCGGCUCAACGCGCUCAAGCGGGCCGCAUCACCCACGUCUACAGCAGGGGAGACGGCACGGACAGCGAGGUAUGAGGAAGGAGGGGAGCGGGUGUUUUUGGCGAAAGAUCAGAGGGGGGAGAUCUACUCGUUAGGCGGGUUACCGAGGGAAGUGCAGCAGAUCGUCAAGAAUUCAGUAGAUAUGAUCAGGAAUACUGUAUCGGGCCAAGUGUACCCAGCGUCAGGGUACGCACUGGUUACGACGUCGACGAUGUGCAUCGCCUGGAACUACGCCAGGUCCAGUCCGACGGUAUAUGUCUUCCACCCUCCUCCAUCCUCUCGACCAUACCCUGCUCAAUCGCCGCCGCCCAUGAUCGCCGCGCUGCAACACGCGGGAUCAGGCGAGCCCGGUGUCAUCCUCGUUUCGACAUCAGGAGAGGUGCGCUUCUGGGAGAACAUGAGUCUCGCACUAUCAAAUGUGGAUCGAUACCAGGGCGUCCAGCUGGACCUGGGGGCGGACGAUUACGCGGACAAGAUCUGGGCUGUCGAGUCAAAUACCUACCUCAUCACCACAACCUCCUCCCUCGCCUUCCGGCUCUUCAUUACAUCCCACUCUGGCCGGCAAACACCGACGGUCACCCCCCUCAUGCGCCCAGGCGGGAUGUUCGGGCGCGCCUCCCCCGUUAUCUUCAGCUUGGGGGAGGAUAAGCAGGGGAUCACAGCCGUAGCGGCAGACGGAGGGCGCUUGUGGGUGCUAGCGAAGAGGACAGCGCAGAAGUGGCAGUUGGGGAGUGAGGACCAGAAGUAUGUGCAGGAUGUGGACCUGUACGAUGUACUAGGAAAUGGGAUGUUCCCGGGCAGGUGGUCGACUGGAGAGGUAGAGCUGGAGAUCAACGAUCUGGUCACGCUAGCGCCGGGAUACCUCGCUUCGCUCGUUUCGACUAUCGAUCAAGGCGCUACCUCGUCUACGUCCUCCUCGCGAGUAUCUCACGCCAUCGUCAUCCUCUCUUCGUCCGCCCGGAAUGGCAGUCUCGCCGUUUCGAGGGUGAUCCCUAUGUCCUACUCACCCGAACCCGACUCGCGAUCGCUGGAAACGCCUCGGCUGAUCAUCCCUGCUGAGAGCACGACAGCUUUUGUCCGAUUCGCCAGCUCGGUACUGAUGGUUUCGCUCGUCGAAGGCGACUCGUACGAAGAAACCAUCACCCUGAGAGACUCCAAGCGCAACGCCUUCAUCGGCGCGGGACACGUCCGAUCUGUCAACCUGAAACGCCCAACACCACCUUUAGUGCUCAUGCCCGCCUCUGGAGGCUUACUCGGCGUCGAAACCUUCUCACCGCCAGUUUCAGCUCGAGGCCUAUCGUCCAGCGCAGCCGCUACUGCUCGCCUCAAGUCCAAGAUGGAACAAGCUGUCUUUUUCGGUGAUCGAUCCGAGAACCCCUUGAGCUUUGAUGUACUAGGAUCAGGGGCGGGAGGGGACGUGGCUGCUGCUGCAGAGGCAGUCUCGGCGGAGAUAUUGUCGUGUACCUCAGCACACAUGCCCGGGAUAUAUGAACUCCGACCUCAGCUGGCUGAUCGGCUCGCUAGGCUCAAAGACCUUGUUGGGUAUAUACGUAGGAAUGGGCUGCUGGUCAAGUUGCCUCAAGCUUCUAGGCGGACACUAUCGCGGGAUGGUGAAAAAGCCAAGGCUGCGGUGGAUCUGUGGGACUACCAGAACCGACUGAUGGACCAAAUGCACUCUCGCUCUCCUCAGUCUUUACUUUCCGACUCGAUCAUGCUCUUUAUGAGACAGACCGAGGUGCGGGAGGACGAGGACCCCGUCAGGCAUUUCUUCAGGCACAAGUCGCAAUUUAUGGAUCGCCUUCUCGAUGUCGUCUACUCGACAUUCCGAGCUGCCAUCGAAGCACUAGGAGGCGGCAGAGCUGGAGCGCUCGAGCGGUCUGCUUGGGUUCUCGAGGCGAACAGGAUCUUCAUUAUCGUCGUCCGUGCUGCGGCCCAGUACCGCGAAGACUCUGUCCAGGCAUACGAAAUGGACCGUCGAUCCCCUUCGAUCGAACAAUGGACCGCUGCCGCACCACUCAUGGCUUCUCUGGAAGAUCUGUACUAUACCACCGAGACGCUCAUCGCGGAUCGAACGCGGGAUCUCGGCUCGGCGAUCGACGCGCCGCCAACUGCUGUGGGGGAUGUCAAGGCGCAAAGGGCGGUACAGAAUUCGUUGAAGAACCAGAUGGCGGAGCUGGCGGCUGCUUUGUGUAAUAAUAUGGAGGAUAAGCUCCGGGCGACUUCGCGAAGACAUAUUGAGGAUGGAGGAGAAGAACAAGAAGGGAUUGCGUUACAGCGGAAAUGGGCCGAAAUGCGUCCAAGGGUGAUUCGUCCGCUUGUGACGAUUGACCGUAUAUCUCACGCAUACGACCUCGCGGAACAUCACAACGACUACGAAACGCUCGUAUGGCUGGCGAACCAUCCUAUAGCUGGCGCCGCGGGCGGGGUCGUCAAGCUACAAGAAUAUAUUGAGCGUUUUGGCGAGGAGUUUGCGUUUGUGCUGUACCAGUGGUAUAUCGACCAAGGUCAACAGCAUGCGCUGCUCAGCCAAGACGAAGUAUACGGCGGGCUAGUCACCAAGUUCUUUGCACAGCGGGACUAUCCCGAGUUGGCUUGGCUGCAUCAUUUAGCGUGUAGGCGGUAUAGCCCAGCAGCGGCUGCUUUGGGGGUGGUGGACCAGCGGGAAGUAGGGCUGGACGCAAAGAAUAUCAUCAGCAGUAUUGGCAAGCUCGCGGCUGUGGCUGAGAUGAAGAUCAAGGGGACUUCUGAAGCUCGGAGACAGGCGCUCGUCGACUUCGAUGACCAGCUCGACCUUAUCCACGUCCAAGAGACCCUCCGAUCCACACUCAUCGCUUCCCCUACCACGCGUCGGCUGAGCCCGCAAGACGCUCUGGCCGAGUAUCUCGACAAGAACCUCACGCUGCUUUCUUCCCGGCCGGCGUUCAGAGAAAUGAUGGUGGAUCUGGCGAGACGGCUGGUCGAUGGCGAGGCGCUGGGGAUUGAGGGGCUGGUGGAUGUUUUGACGCUCAAGGAUAAUAAGGGUGAGGAGGGCAGGGGAGAUGCGGCGGUUGCGCUGGAUAGGUUGAGAGGUGAUAUGGUGAGUUGCUCUUGCUCGACUACGUUGCCGGAGGGCCGGAAACAGGUCGCUUUGCUCUCGAUCUGGCGGAGGGUGUUCAUCCGGGACGACUGGAUGCUCAUCUCCAAUACAGCCGGCAAAAGUGAAGAACGCAUCCAAGCCCUCCUACGCCAAACAUCCACCUACGCUACCCUCCGCGCCAUAUCCACCCUCCACGGCUUUCCACAGUCAUACAUUCUCUCCCCAUAUACGUCGGCCCAGCCACCUCUGCUCGCCGAGCUUACCGCGCGAUUCCCGGAUCGCACGCUGCAACAGAUCGAAGCGUUGAUGGCGGAUCACGAGGAGGAGAUUAGGGUGUUGGAGAGGUACAUAGAGCAAGGGGGGCUGGAGAGUAGGGUCAAGGAGGUGGCGGAGCUUGUUAAGAGGGAUCAGGGGGCUGGAGUGGGGAUGGGGGCGGGUGUGGGAGCUGGAGAGGAAGAUGAGCAGGGGGAUGUAGAGAUGUAG
Dioszegia hungarica is the source of this 3741-nucleotide messenger RNA. Its product is annotated as Non-repetitive/WGA-negative nucleoporin C-terminal-domain-containing protein. The transcript is spliced from 22 exons. Gene Ontology annotation, molecular function: structural constituent of nuclear pore; protein binding. The record is from RefSeq and is a predicted model, not a curated record. Gene Ontology annotation, biological process: transcription-dependent tethering of RNA polymerase II gene DNA at nuclear periphery; protein import into nucleus; poly(A)+ mRNA export from nucleus. The coding region runs from base 1 to 3741 and encodes 1246 amino acids. Gene Ontology annotation, cellular component: nuclear pore outer ring. NCBI's taxonomy places the organism in Eukaryota, Fungi, Basidiomycota, Tremellomycetes, Tremellales, Bulleribasidiaceae.